AGUGAUGUAGUUUCAGUCUGUUUUCACAUGCGAAUGUAAUAGCCUAAUGACACAUCUCAGGUAACCUCUAAAUUAAAUUAGGGGAAAAGGCAACUCAACUUGUUUGCUCAGACAGACAGACCGUUCGUUUUGUAAACUCCUCAACUUUAUAUAGAAGUAGUCAUCAAGUGCCUUGAAGAAGAUGAGUGUGCCAAGCUACUCGGAGGAUAAAUUCAUAUUGAUUGAUAGUAACAAGGAUGACGACAUUCCAGAUAUGCCCCAUGGGCCCUUGGACAUAUACAGGAGAAAGGCCUCCUUUAACUGGAAAGAUAUGGCCAGGUUCAUCGAUGGUGAGGAGAUUCUGGCAUUCAAGCGGCACGUGUGGACGGCGCUGGAGAACGACCCGGUGUUCGCACGGCAGCCCGGCGAGGACGUGUCGCUGGAGCGCGGCCGGGAGCUGAACUUCCGCCGCUGCAAGCAGCUGUUCCGCUACGACUUCCUGACACGCGACGACAUGAUGCAGAUGCCCUGGAAGACCACCGUGCUCAACGACUGCCUGGGCAUGUACGAUUGGUCCAUGGGCGCCAAGUUCUUCCUCAACAAAGGCAUGUUUGGUGCGACAGUGGCCAACUCCGGAUCCAAGCGGCACGAGAAGUUUGUCCAGAACACUGAGAAAAUGAUGACCUUUGGGUGUUUUGCAUUGACUGAACUGAGCCACGGCAGCAACACCAGAGCCAUGAGGACAACAGCCAAGUAUGACCCAAGCACACAGGAGUUUGUCAUCCAUACUCCAGACUUCGAGGCGGCCAAGUUCUGGGUGGGGAACCUCGGCAAGACGGCGACCCACGCCGUGGUCUUCGCCCAGCUGUACACGCCGGACGGGGCCUGCCACGGCCUGCACUCGUUCAUCGUCCAGGUGAGAGACCCGAAGACCCUGUUGUCCAUGCCUGGAGUCACUGUAGGAGACAUGGGCAAGAAGCUCGGUCAGAAUGGCCUGGACAAUGGGUUUGCCAUGUUCCAUAACGUGCGGAUCCCGCGGGAGAAUCUGCUGAACAAGACGGGCGACGUGACACCGGAGGGGAAGUACGUCACACCGUUUAAGGACCCCAAUAAGAGGUUCGGGGCGUCUCUGGGCGCCCUGUCUGGGGGGCGCGUGUCCAUCUCCAGGAUGGCGGUGGUCAACCUGAAGCUGGCCACGACCAUUGCCAUCCGCUUCUCCGCCACCCGGCGCCAGUUCGGCCCCAAAGACGACGAGGAAAUCCCCGUGCUGGAGUACCAGUUGCAGCAAUGGCGGCUCAUCCCUUACCUGGCAGCGGUGUACGCUCUGGAGCACUUCUCCAAGACCUUCUUCAUGAACUUCGUGGAGCUCCAGAUCGGCCUCAUGAUGGGGGACAAGAGCGACAGACAGGCCGAGCUGGGGCGGGAGAUCCACGCCCUGUCGUGCUCCAGUAAGCCCCUGGGCUCCUGGACGGCCCAGAGAGGCAUUCAGGAGUGCAGGGAGGCCUGUGGUGGACACGGCUACCUCGCCAUGAAUCGUCUCGGCGAGCUGCGCGACAACAACGACCCGAACUGCACGUACGAGGGCGACAACAACGUGCUUCUGCAGCAGACCAGCAACUACCUGCUCAGCUGGCUGCACCUCAAGAGGAAAGGCCAAGGGCGUAUUGAGUCUCCGCUGGAGUCGGUGAACUUCCUGGAGGACUUCAGCUCCAUCCUGCAGAGCCACUUCACCGCAGGCUCCAUGGAAGAGUGCUUAGACUCAGCAGUGCCGCUGGCAGCCUAUAAGUGGCUGGUGUGUUUCCUGCUGAAGCAGAGUGAGGAGAAGCUGGCUCUGGAGAAGACUAAAGCCAUGGGGGACUUUGAGGCCAGGAACAACAGCCAGGUGUACUACUGCCGCUCCCUGUCCAUCGUGUACAUGGAGCACACGGUGCUGCAGCGGUUCCAUGACCUGGUGCGCGACGAGGACACUCCAGCUGGCCUCAGACCUGUGCUGCUGCGCCUGGCAACCCUCUACGGCCUCUGGAGCCUCGGCAACCACAUGGCCAUACUGUACCAGGGAGGAUACUUCUCUGGCAAGGCGCCGGCAGACUUCAUCCAGACAGCUAUCCUCCACCUCUGCACUGCGCUGAAGGAUGAUGCGGUGGCGCUGGUGGACGUGAUCGCUCCCCCCGACUUCAUCCUCAACUCUCCCAUUGGCAAGGCCGACGGUGAGCUGUACAAGAACAUGUGGGCCGCUGUGAUGCAGGGCGACAAGGUUCUGGAACGUCCGUCCUGGUGGAAAGAGUUCUGCUCGGACAAGCCUGAAGUGGGCUCCCUCCGGGCCAAGCUGUAGGGCUGUCACUGGUAGACGGUUACCAUGGCUACCACUGAAACACUUUGAGAUUGAUCUGCCACCAUUUUGUAUUUGACUGGGCAUUCUUGACCUCAGCCAUUGAUAGAUGGAUCACCACUACUGGUGGUGGUAUCGCUUUUGCCUUUGUUUCGGAUGACCACUGCAAUUUUUAAACCGAUUAUCUACAGUAUACCUGUCUGUCUCUCUGUCCCUCUGUGCCUCUCUGUUUUGCUUUAUCUCCAAAUUAAUUCUCAUGUUAAAAAUAUUUUUUUUUUCCAUCGUCUCAAACUCGUAGCAUUAUCAUGCUCAUUGUACUUUCUCCAGUCCUCUCUCAGAAUGUUCUUCAAUCUCUUUGUGGCCGUUUCUGUGUCGGGCUGCUGGCAGGGUACAGAUCACAUGUGACAAAAGGGAUCAUUCAGGCCACAGGUCUAACUGAGCUUGCUGCACUUUAAGCUUGUAGCUGUACCCGCUAUGAAGCAGCAGAUCUUCCCUCCUGGUUUUAGCACUUUGCUGUGACGACAGUCCAAAUAUAUAAAAAAGUGUUUUACGGGCUGUUAGCCUUGUUGAUGUAGUAAAUGGCAUCGGUUUACGUUGCUAUGCUGCCGGUAAAAUAAUUGUUGAAGUUGUUUUUAAGGAUUUUACGUAGGACUAAUUUUCAUUACACUAAUGAUAUAUUGUGUAACUAAUUUCAUUUGUAAAAAUAAUGUAAAUUGUAAUAAAUCAUGUAUAUUUUGUAUAAAUAAUUGAUCAGUGAUAUGCUUUUGCUAAUAUGUCUGCAUAUAUGAUGUAUAAUCUGUUCAAAUAAAAGAAAGCCAAAUGUA
Molecule: messenger RNA, 3132 nt
Organism: Sardina pilchardus (European sardine)
Lineage: Eukaryota; Metazoa; Chordata; Actinopteri; Clupeiformes; Clupeidae
Gene: acox3
Product: acyl-CoA oxidase 3, pristanoyl
Exons: 18
Coding region: 182-2311 (709 amino acids)
Biological process (GO): fatty acid beta-oxidation using acyl-CoA oxidase; lipid homeostasis
Cellular component (GO): peroxisome
Molecular function (GO): pristanoyl-CoA oxidase activity; fatty acid binding; FAD binding
Source: RefSeq, a predicted model, not a curated record